AUGGGGUUCUCAUUCGGAUCGUACAGCUCGAUCUGCGACGAGGUGGCCAUGGUGGUAUGUCCACUUCUCGGCAACUCGGGGCUGGGGCUCGAACCGGUAUGCUACUCGAGAAACGUCGAGAUCAACAAGACGAUCAUCUUUCAACCCGCCACGUGCUUCAUCCACAUCGCCGCGCUCGUCAUGACGGCGAUCAUGGUGUACCACAUUCGCAGCAAGUACACUGCUGUUGGACGCAAGGAGAUCGUACUCUUUUUCUACCUCUACGCCAUCUCGGAGGUGCUGGUGAUCUUUUUGGACUCGGCGAUUGUGCCCACCUACUCGGCAGCCUACCUCUACCUCACAGCCGUCUAUGUGGGACUUAAGACGGCCAUAUUUUGGUGUCUGUUGAUCAACGGGUUUGUGGGAUUCCAGUUUGCGGAGGAUGGAACACCCAAAAGCUUGUGGUUCAUCAGGUUGUCUUCGGUGGUACUGUUUGGUAUUGGGAUGUUCGUGUCGGUUGCAACGUUCAAGGGGAUUGCGGGGAUGUCGCCGACAAAGCAGACGGGUCUGUGGAUCGUCGAGCUCAUCUUCCCGCUGGCGUGCGUACUCAUCUACACGGUGAGCCAGGUCCUGCUGGUUCUGCGCACGCUCGACGACCGCUGGCCGCUGGGAGACAUCACUUUCGGCCUGUUCUUCUUCGCCGCAGGAUUGAUCCUCAUGUACGGAUUCGGCGAGGAGGUUUGCAGGGCAGUCAAGCACUAUAUCGACGGCACGUUCUUCGGAACGCUGUGCAUGCUGUUGGCGGUGAUGAUGGUGUACAAGUACUGGGACUCGAUCACCAAGGAGGACCUCGAGUUUUCGGUGGGCAGCAAACAGGCCGUUUGGGAGGUCAAGGAUGCCGGGUUCGGGACUGCAUCGUCAGAGGGCGAUGGGACUAUGCUCGGUGCGGGAAGUGCCAUGACGCACGACUCGUUCAGGGGUACGAGUCCAAGCAGGUUCCAGGGACCGGGUAAGAGCAACAUGGCCUAUCCGCCCGUGGGCAACUACUCGCACUAG
Moesziomyces antarcticus is the source of this 1035-nucleotide messenger RNA. Its product is annotated as chitin synthase export chaperone. Gene Ontology annotation, biological process: protein folding. NCBI's taxonomy places the organism in Eukaryota, Fungi, Basidiomycota, Ustilaginomycetes, Ustilaginales, Ustilaginaceae. Gene Ontology annotation, cellular component: endoplasmic reticulum membrane. The record is from RefSeq and is a predicted model, not a curated record. The coding region runs from base 1 to 1035 and encodes 344 amino acids. The transcript has a single exon.